Molecule: messenger RNA, 1879 nt
Organism: Drosophila montana
Lineage: Eukaryota; Metazoa; Arthropoda; Insecta; Diptera; Drosophilidae
Gene: acj6
Product: abnormal chemosensory protein 6
Exons: 8
Coding region: 107-1243 (378 amino acids)
Biological process (GO): regulation of transcription by RNA polymerase II
Molecular function (GO): RNA polymerase II cis-regulatory region sequence-specific DNA binding; DNA-binding transcription factor activity, RNA polymerase II-specific
Source: RefSeq, a predicted model, not a curated record
GACACUCGUUCAAAGUUGUCAAAGUAAGUGCUUCAAAAUUUACUCGCCAACGACUUUCGACGCCUCAAGGGCGUUCAAGCUGGAGGAGGAUUUCGUCGGCGGCUGCAUGACAAUGUCGAUGUACUCGACGACGGAUAAAAUGAAAAUGUCAGCGCCCAGUUGUUUUCCAGGACGCUACAGUCCAUCCUAUCGAAGUUCGGAGCAAAUGCGACGCUGUAUGCCAAAUCCAUCUAGUCGUUUAUUAGAAGAUGCUUCCCUCUUAUGCAAUUCGUGGUCAGCACGUCAGAAUGGUGAUAUUUUUGCGGGUAUCAACGACGGCAUACUCAGCAGAGCGGAAGCCCUCGCCGCCGUCGACAUACAGAAGCAUCAAGCCCAGCAUGUACAUAGCCAAAUGCCCUCCCAAAUCAAGCACGAUGUGAUGUACCAUCAUCAUUCAAUGAGUGGCCCCCCGCAACGUCCAUUACAGAUGCACCAUUCAAUGGAUCAACUGGACAUGCUGGAUCCGACGGGCUCGAUGACAACGUUAGCCCCCAUAUCGGAGUCGCCCCUAACGCCCACACAUCAGCACCUGCACGGUUCCUAUCACAGUAUGAAUCACAUGAUGAGCCACCACCAUCCGGGCACGUUAAGUGGCCACACGGCGGGGCACCAUGGACACUCAGCGGUACAUCAUCCUGUCAUAACGGCGGCCGUGGCAGCCGCUGGCCUGCAUCCCGACACAGACACCGAUCCGCGCGAGCUCGAAGCGUUCGCGGAGCGCUUCAAGCAGCGUCGCAUUAAGCUGGGUGUCACACAAGCGGACGUGGGCAAAGCGUUGGCCAAUCUCAAGUUACCUGGCGUCGGUGCGCUGUCGCAGAGCACAAUCUGCAGAUUCGAGAGCCUGACGCUAUCCCAUAACAACAUGAUCGCGUUGAAGCCCAUACUGCAGGCGUGGCUGGAGGAGGCCGAGGCGCAGGCGAAAAACAAGCGACGGGAUCCAGAUGCGCCCAGUGUGCUGCCGGCGGGCGAAAAGAAAAGAAAAAGGACUUCCAUUGCGGCACCUGAAAAGCGCUCCCUGGAAGCCUAUUUCGCCGUCCAGCCGAGGCCGUCCGGUGAGAAAAUCGCUGCCAUUGCCGAAAAGCUGGAUUUGAAGAAAAACGUGGUGCGCGUCUGGUUCUGCAAUCAACGCCAAAAACAAAAACGUAUAGUUAGUAGUGUAACACCAUCAAUGACGGGACACGGCUCCGCCGGAUUCGGAUACUGAUAGUCAUUUAUGACGGCAGCAGCGGCAGCGACAGCAGCAGCGGCAGCGACAGCAGCAGCGGCGUCGGCAGCAGCAGCAGCAGCAGCAGCAGCGGCAACAGAAACAACAACAGCAACAGCAGCAGCAACAGCGGCAGCGGUAGCGGCAUUUUCCUCUUCUUCUUCUUCUUCUUCUUCAUCUUCAUCUUCAUCUUCUUCUCUACCCAUAACGGGCGACUAUUAUCUUUAGUAAUUCGGAUUCGGAUGCCGAUUCGGAUUAGGAUUAGGAUUCGAUUCAAUUGGAUGACGUUUGGCCGGCAACAACAACAACAACAACAACAACAACGAACAAGAACAUCUUUACAACACUUUUCAUUUUAUAGUCUGGCAACACCACACACACGCACACACACACACACACACACAGCUUAAUGCGUUAAAAUGAGAGAGAGAGAGAGAGAGAGAGAGAGAGAGAGAGAGAGGGAGAGAGAGGAAAAUUUUAACGUAAAAUGUAAACAUGAAAAAGAACCACAAAAGAAUUUUUUUAGGAUCGAAUAUCGAAACAAUGGACCAACAUAUCAAAUGCAAUAAUUUAUUGAAUUGUAUAGGAGAAAAAGGUGGGUAAAAAAACAAACACAAAAACAAAAACAAAAACAAA